Messenger RNA from Purpureocillium lilacinum, 1524 nucleotides. The record is from RefSeq and is a predicted model, not a curated record. NCBI's taxonomy places the organism in Eukaryota, Fungi, Ascomycota, Sordariomycetes, Hypocreales, Ophiocordycipitaceae.
AUGUCGCUGUUCACGGCGCAGCUGCAUCCUGGCAGGGUCCUCGGCGCGUCGCUCCACGAUGUCCUCACGCGCCUCAAGGCCGAGCCCCAGCGCUUCCCCAAGCUCGAGGUGCUCUACUCGCCCGACCGCCCCGUCACCGAGCCCGUCUGCAUCAACCUGCCGCAAAACGGCAUCCGCCUGCGCUUCGACGGCCCCGAGCAGCGUCUGCGCCUCGUCGAGGUGCUCGACUUCACCAAGAACCACGUCACCUUCAAGGACCGCGACCUGCUCAAGCCCGCCAACGGCACGUCGGCCCCCGGGUCGCCCGUGCCCGGCGAGGCGUCCUCGGCGGGGCCCACGUUUCGACACAUAUACCACCGCCUGCUAGGGCCGACGUACGCAGGCGAGUUUAUCCCUCCCGCCGGCGGCCAGGAGGAUGGCAUCUACGUGCUGUCAUAUCCCGGCGUGGCCUUUAACUUUCCCAUGCCCAAGGCGGCCUACUCGCCCAACAAGGACGUCGUGUCGCUCUUGUCUGCGUCGUCGAGCCAAGUCGCCACGUCCAUGGCCGUGUUUAGCGGGGACUCGUGGGCCGAGGCGCGUCCGACGCUCUUCACCGAGGUCCUGCCCAGCAUCAAAUCGACAUCGGCCCUGCCGCGCGGCAAGGACGUCUACCCCGACGAAGUCUCCCUGGUGCGGCUGUAUGGAGGCGGUCGCAUCGAUCUCUUCCGCAAGUGGACGAGCAGCGCGUUUCGGAUCCAGCUCGGCGAGACGACGCCGCAGGAGCUCGUCAUGGAGCUGGGCCCGCCCAACGCCAUCUACCGAAAGAACGACCAGAACAUGGUCAUCCACAAGAUGCGUACAGCUAGCAACACGCGCAGUAGGCCGAGCGCAACGGACAUCGGGCGGCCGGACGACCUCACCGACACGGACCAGUCAUCUAUGAAUACGGGCUCCGACGACUCGGACGAGGAGGCCAUCGACGAACACACCGCCAACAACCCGUCUGGAACAUGCUUUUACAACUACUUUUAUCUAGGGUUCGACGUGCUGCUAUCGACGCCCACAGCGCCGUCAGGCCUGCCGCCCGGCACGGAACCGGCUGGCCCGGAGAACCCGAUCAAGUCGCACCACCCGGACCGCCUCGUGGUUACCAAGCUCGUCCUCCACGGAAACAUACCUGGCUCCUACGAGUUCAAUCGCCACCGGCGCUGCCGCUGGGAAAUUGCCUACCUGAACGACGGCGAGGACGACGGCUCCAUCAACUCGGAAACGGAAUUUCGACACGUCGAGGAGCGCAUGAGCGACAAGUGGCAGGAAGCGCUUCCCGCCGGCAAGGGCUCCUCCGGGCGGCAGAGGGGCAUGGUGCUGAACCGCGGAUGGGGCGACAGCCCGGGGAGCAGCUGCGAGUUCCUGGGUGGCUGGGAGGAGAGCGGCGCGCGGCGGGCCGACGCCGGUGGGGAGUCUACGACGACGCUGUAUGGCUUCCCGGGGUUGGUGUUUGAGGUGCUGAAGAAUGAUUACGUGAAUACGGUGACGGUGUUUUAG